Molecule: messenger RNA, 3201 nt
Organism: Fimicolochytrium jonesii
Lineage: Eukaryota; Fungi; Chytridiomycota; Chytridiomycetes; Spizellomycetales; Powellomycetaceae
Exons: 8
Coding region: 257-3061 (934 amino acids)
Biological process (GO): centrosome duplication; protein localization to centrosome; smoothened signaling pathway
Cellular component (GO): centrosome; centriole
Source: RefSeq, a predicted model, not a curated record
UGCACAUAUUGCACAUGCAUGUGGGGAGAGUGAGGUACUGUACAGUAUAUAUGGGGUGUGUGAGCAAGCCAAGCAUGACCUUUGAGGUACUCGCAUGCUUACUGCGCUCUCGCUCUCCAACCAAUUCAACCAUGUCCGAAAGUCGCCUGUUUCCGCAGUCUCUUUUUUGGGUGCAUGGGAGGACGUAUGAAGCACAUGGCACACGCUACCCGCCCCCCAACUACCCUCCUCAAGCUCCGUACCCAUCUUUCAGCAAAUGAGAAAUCCAAGGGGAGGCCCGCUCACACCGCUUGGCGCACAGUCCGGUCCAGGAAAUCUAGGUCCCAUCACCACCGACCUGUACGACCGCGCCACAAACAUCAGACUUGCGCAUGCAUCUACCACGUCGUGGACGGUGGGAAGGGGCCGGAGACGGGUUGUUGGGGCGUCCACGCGGAAGGAUAAGGAAGUGGCUCAACCACCGAACGCGAGGGAUGCGGAACCACGGUUGAGUUCUCACACGAAGGAGAAUGUCAUCUUAGGGAAAGAACCGCAGAGGGCCGUGCCUAGGAACUACUGCGAGGGGGACAAUGGAGGCUCAAAUUGUGCGCCCGUUUAUGAGCGGAAGCAGAAGACGGCAUACCAGUAUGAACCGCCCGCGGCUGCAAAGUACUUUUCCUGGGACAGUACCCCCAUCGGCCCAAAAACCCACGUCUGCCCCGAUCAUGUCCAACCAACCCAAGUACAACUGAUGCCCACAGCCUGUCGCGCAAUGCGAGACGCCCUGCAUCGGCGGGACCCACCCUCUCGAAACGUGAUGUUUCUGGGAUAUCUUAUUGGGCGAUUCGUGUCCAAGCGUGAGAGAUCUUCCGAGAAGCAGAGUAUUAGACGAAGCGGCAGUUUCCUCGUGCUGGACCGCUUUGAUCCGGGGCGGAGGAGCGGAACUGCCGCUGAGGGCAUGGAACCUACGUUUGUAACAUCGGGGGAUGUAGUUUUGAUAGUAGCUAGAACGAAUACUGCCCAUGACCUCACGAACGAUGUUGAGGCGUUCUGGAAGCGAAAGCUAAUGAAGUACCUCCGUGAGCCCCUCGUAUCGGAUCUGCAUCCCGGACCAGGCUUAUGUCCAAUGUGGACGGAAAUUGAGUUUGACACAGAGUACAAUUUUGCCAACAUCGAAUAUCGAUCCAUAGUACCAACAAUCACAUUGACUCUAACCCGCAUCCCUCCAUUACCGCUCGUAUCCUGCCCGUUGACAUCACAUCUCAUGUCGCACGGCGCUGCAAAGUCCGAUUUCGAGCUCGGGUUCAUCGCUAUCGACCGAGCCCGUCAGGUCCUGCCCAUAUCCCUGGACGAUCCAUUCGCCUUAUCCGCCCCGUUAGUCGGAAUAUGGAUAAGAGACGUAGACGACAUGCGAGACGCGAAACUCCACAACGCAUGCAUUCGAUUCAUCCUCGAUCAACACGGCUACACCAAGCUGGAUACCGGGCGGGACAAGAUGCUUGUUCUUGUCAUCAAUGGUGAUGGAGGGCGAGCGGCGAGGGUGGAGUAUUACGACUGCGAUUAUAUUAUUGAGCAGGGAGUCGGGGAUGGCGGGGGUGGUGAGGUGGAGGGAGGGGUGGAGUUGGGGUUUGCGCGGUUUCGUGGGCGGGUUGAGGAGGAGGGAGGGGUUGAGGAGGAGGGAGGGGUUGGGGAGGGGGGAGGGGUUGGGGAGGGGGCAGGGAUGUGGGAAAGGGUUGUGAAGAAGGGCGUGACGAUGGAAGUGGUGCCGGUGGUGGAUACGUCUUCGGAACCUCAAGAAAGAUCACCUUCAACGACAGGCUCUGGGGAAAAGAUGGGGGCCGUUGACAUUGCGGAACGACUUGAUACUGAGAUCCCGAAGUCAGUGCAUGACGAAGCGCACAGCAUGGACAUCUCUGGCCCCGCCCAUACACCCACGCCGGACCGAGACGCACCAAUCUCCACCCAAAAGCGAAACGACACCAACUCUUCGAAUCCCGAGCCAGAGCGUAAUCCGACAGACGACAAGGCCCGCUCGAGCCCAACAUCCCGUCUCCAACCCAGCCAGGCACCCACUCACGACCACAUACAAGCGACUUACCUAGACCUCCUCCAACACCAACUAAACGCCCUAAAAGCCCACCUCACCGCCUCCACUACCAACACCUCACCACAACUCAACCUCCCCUUCCCACUCCCCUGCUUCCCCCCAUCUUACCCACCGCCCGCCCACGCGACCACAACCCACCGCUCCGUCGCAACCAACACCACCCUCUUCACCCCAAAUGAGCCCUCCCCUCCCAGAGCGCCACUACCCCUACAGACACACAACACGCUAGAAACAACAGACCUCGAAUCCCUCAUGAAACGCGUGAACAGGACGGUGCUGGAACGGACGUACCAUCUGCCGGUGGACGAUGGGGCGAAUUACCGGCCGGUGUUCUCGGUUGUUGAGCGGGGUGGUGAGGGUGGUGAUGGUGAUGGGGAUGGGGUGGAGGAAGAUGAGAAGACGGUGCGAGAUGGGGCAGAUGUCUCGUUUGCGGUUGUCGAGGGGGAUGUUGGGGAAGACGGGAUUGAGAACGAUCCGGGGCCGGCUACUGUGAAACAGCCGCUGCCGGAGGGACGCACAGCCCAUUUACUUCAGACGGUCGUCGACGCGCUCGACACGCCACUGGAGGACUCAGACGGGUCGAUGGCUGAUGCUUCACUACACCGCGCGUCUCCUCCAGAACUAUCGCAGGACAUCGGGCGGGGGUGUAAGAUUGCGGAUGGAGAUGCCGAGACUGCGGAUAUCAUCGCUAAGCUGGCUUUGAAUCCUGAGCAGAGCUUUAUUGUUAUUCCGGAGGGAGAUAGGCAGGGGGAGGAUGGGGAGGGGUGGAGCGAUGGGAGGGUUUUCCGGUCGGCGGGAAAUGGAGGGGACCUGAUGGAGGGUGGGGCAUAUGACGGGGAUGCGGAUGUGGGCAAACGGAAUGGUGAACACAUGGACAAAACGGUCUCGGAUACGACGUACAACGCCACUGGAUGGAGUUUUGCUACGUUGCAGUAUAUGAAUAAGUAUGGGUUGCUGGAUUCUUCUAUCACGUAAACAUAGACACGGGGGUAUAUAGGAGAAUAUCGUGCAUGCGGCGUAUUUGGCAUUUGCCGAAGCUGCGAGUGAUGUUCAUAGAACUCGGAUUUUUGAUCAAAUGUGUAUGAUACAGAAAGCGCCUUCAUUGAAAGACGCUG